AUUUGUGCAAUGAUUGGCAGUAGUAGCCAAUGCCCCACAAGGUGCUGCAUGGGAAACUGGGAACUACGUCAGAACGAGGUAAACCACGUUCUUUCUCUUUGCCGAUCCGCCAUCAUGGGUUUCGCCAACGUUUGGUACUCUCAUCCCAGAAAGUACGGCCCUGGCUCAAGAUACUGCCGGGUGUGCAGCAACCAUCAUGGUAUCAUCCGCAAGUACGGCCUGAACAUGUGCAGACAGUGCUUCAGGCAGUAUGCCAACGAUAUCGGUUUCAAAAAGCUUGAUUGACAAGUGGAACAUCCCUUGUUCGACCCAUGCUGUGAGCUGAAUGGAGAAACUGACCAUAGGACCUGGCCCUGCUGUGAAGACAUCUUCCCAGCGCCAUCACAGUCAUACACAGCCCGACAGAAGUGCACCAGUUAAGGACUUACUGAGGAAAACUCUCCUUUAACAUCGCCAACAAUGGACAAUAUCAUCUGACCAGAAUGAAGUCUCCACCAACUCACAUCAGCUGGGUGAAAUAAAGCCUGAAAACCAAA
Molecule: messenger RNA, 536 nt
Organism: Branchiostoma floridae (Florida lancelet)
Lineage: Eukaryota; Metazoa; Chordata; Leptocardii; Amphioxiformes; Branchiostomatidae
Product: 40S ribosomal protein S29
Exons: 3
Coding region: 10-285 (91 amino acids)
Biological process (GO): translation
Cellular component (GO): ribosome; cytosolic small ribosomal subunit
Molecular function (GO): structural constituent of ribosome; zinc ion binding
Source: RefSeq, a predicted model, not a curated record